AUAUUGUAGGAAACUCAAAUAGCCGCAACAUUACACCACCGGCGGUAGUACCAACAUUGAGGGCGAGGUGAAGAAUAUGAAAUUCGAGAAGCCAGAAGAGCCAAUUAUUACUUUGGAGGAGGCCAAGAAAGGUGAUAUCGAGAAGAAAAUGAAGUACCUCGAGCAAAGACUAGACCUGGAGCUUGGCACCUUCAAAUUGACCGACGCCUACGAGGAAGCCAUUAACUAUUCCUUCAGACCUGGCGCGGUCAAAGCUGUCGUCUCAGUCCUUGCUACCCCCUGCGAGAAGAGUCCACUGCCAAUAUCAUUGCAACAAUUGAGGAUUAUAAUUGGACAGAAGGUGUACCGAGAUUUGGGUCUGACUUACUAUCACGUGUGCUAUACCAAUGACAUCCAGGUCUCCGGCAAAGCGCAAAAGAGUAUUGUUGGUUACGAUAGCGACAGCGUAUAUGUAUUCGGCGACAACAAGAAGAAGCCACUGAGUGGAAACACCGAGCUUAGAAACAACAUGGUUCUCCCUACGGUUGACGUGUGUGCCGACUUUGCUAUCGCGUCUGGCGGAGCGGCGUUCAAUUCCAGCAAUUUGGUGGACGCUAAACCGAAUCAGAAGAGGCAGUUCUCUCAAGUUACCGCUAGAAAGAUCGUCGAGGACCUCACGAGUGUCGAAAUUGAACAAGAUUGCGUUUGCAACCAAUUUCACGGAAUUAAACAGCCUCGUUGUAAGAUCGUGGGACGCAAGGAGAAGGAACAACUUGCGAGACACACGAAAGGAGGAGUGAAGGGUUGAAGGAGCCACAAUACUACGCAUACUAUUAUUACUAAUUAAUUUAGAUGUAAUCUAUUUGUUAUUUUGUUACAAUAUCGUAAAAGCUCUUUUUGAUAGAGUGAUAAGUGAUAUAAUUGCAUCAUUCGGUCGGUAUUGCCGAUCCUCCACAGAUCGAAAAGAAUAUCGGGUGCAAGACUCGAAUUGUGCCUCAUGACAACUUCCUUCGUUUUCUAGAUCUAACAUAAACAUAUGCAAAUUAAUGCAAUUAGUGUACCAUUUAUCGAUGUACCAGCGAUGUUUUACAGAGAGAAAUAAACAUUGAACAUACUGCUGUUCGUGUGUAAUUGAAAA
Molecule: messenger RNA, 1117 nt
Organism: Temnothorax curvispinosus
Lineage: Eukaryota; Metazoa; Arthropoda; Insecta; Hymenoptera; Formicidae
Exons: 5
Coding region: 77-787 (236 amino acids)
Source: RefSeq, a predicted model, not a curated record